AUGCAAUCCCGGUUGCUAUUGUUGUGGGUUGCCACUGUUUCGGGUGCAGAACUCUUUGUGAAUUUCGACCAGAAGCUAGAGGACCGGCCCAGGCUAUUCACAUUGGUGAAGGAGGAAGUUGGGAGAUUGGAUAUCCAGGCAAAGUUCAACUCAAAAAAUGAUGAUGGAAAAGUACCGCUUGGUUCCGAUCUGACAGCCCGCGAAGCCGUCGACGUCCUACUGGGCAAGCGUCAAUCAUGUCCGCAGGGCUUUGGAUAUUGCCCGACCUCUGCUGCUCGUAUGGAUACUGCCAUACCCAAGGAUCCGUCUGUUGUCCAACUGGCCCAUAUGGUAUGCUGCACUGAUGAACACUGCACGGCACACGUGGACAAUGGAAAGACGACCUACGCGCAAACGACGACCAGCACACACACAUAUACUACGACUUACUACCAGUACUACUACUGGACGGUGACUUGGUACUACUGGUACUACUAUUGGACAUACUCGAUCGACAUCCAGGCAUCUAUCGUGACCUCUAGUCGUUCAACCACCUGGACUACAUUCAGUGUCAAGACAACGGAUGCGGCUGCAGCUUCUGAGUAUUUCAGUUCGAAAUCUAGGACACUGUCACUACCUACACCUGCUGCUGCCACGUCCCUCGAGUCCAUAGCAGGCAGCACGUCGUUUAUUUCUUCGUCGCGACGCCCGAGCCCGAAUCCUAGUCCAACGGACGAAUCAAGCAUUACUGAAGCACCUACGCCACCGCCGUUUAGCUUUCCUGGCGAGAUUGAUAGCAGUUCUACAAGCAAAUCUAGUAGCAGCACCACCUCUCUUCUUCACAAUGGUGGCGAUGAUGGCCCUUCAAGCAAUGGGGGCGGAAACGGAGGUGGAAACGGAGGCAAUGAUUCUUCUGGAGCGAAGCCAUUGUGGGCUAAAUCGGACUGGAAGACGGUCUGGGUCUUAAUACUGGGUGCUGGAACCGGGCUUUUGGCUGUGAUUCUUUGA
Molecule: messenger RNA, 987 nt
Organism: Trichoderma aggressivum f. europaeum
Lineage: Eukaryota; Fungi; Ascomycota; Sordariomycetes; Hypocreales; Hypocreaceae
Exons: 4
Coding region: 1-987 (328 amino acids)
Source: RefSeq, a predicted model, not a curated record